AAAUGUAAACCUUUGGCAGCUAUAACCACGGUCAGCAUGUACUUGUCUCUAAGUGCUCUUUUCUGGUUUCAAGGAACCUUGUUGUUCCGAUACCAUUCAUGAUAAGGACAAAUUACACACGGAAGCAAAUAUACAUUCGGUUAAGGAUUAGUAGGCGAAUGCAUCAUCAGAUCCAUUCAAUUUUUGGAUAUAUAAUCUAUACUUUUGGCGGAAUUUUGUCUGUUGCCGAUAUACGCUUUGUGAGACCUGAGAGCAUUUGACACAUUUAUCAACUUCGUGAACAAUGAAUAUGAUUGUGUCAAGAUUUCAUUUAUCAUUUUUAUUUGUUCUGUUUUCUCACCAAUCUACAGGACGGAGAUCAUGCUUCCAAGGGACAACGAGGCGAACGAGUCCAAUUAGGCCAGGGGAUUGUCCAGCGGGGUCAUCGUUUGGAUGUGUACGAUUCUAUUUCCAAAGACAAGUGCAUCACUCGUGCUACAACAAAGAUGAAAUCCCAUGUCCAGGAAGUUUUAUGGCAUUCGGAGGUUCUCAGGUUGUGUGUUGUGAAGAGGACGAUUGUAAUAGUCCACCAGAGGGAGGAUGGGAACGCCACCCCCCACCAGGGGGUUUGGGGCCAGGUGUAUUUAUACCAACAUCCCCGACGCUUACAACAAAGAAACCCAAUUUAUAUUGUUUUGGUUCUGCCAGCGAUGGCUCUGAUAACCUACAGAGUACACAGUGUGGCUCAGAUACAGGGACAUGUGUGAGGUUUGCAUCGCAGAAAGGCAUGAUAUACACCUGUCUUCCAUCGGACUCUAUGGGAGGAUUGUCGUGCGAGGAACACAUACAACGUUUGGGAGGAUUCGACCCACUGUGCUGCCGAACCAACUAUUGCAACGAGCCACCACAAAUAGCGAUAAAUAUGUGGAUAGAAGGCAUGAUGAUGAUGGAAACGAUGCAGCUUCUCGCGAUGAUAAUUAUAUCACAGAUUCAGAUCGCUGAGACUUUGAAGUGCCAUGAAGGAAAACGGAGAGAAGCGAAUGAAGAAACAGGUUACCCUCUUGUUGAAUGUCAGCCAGACGACGACACAUGCGCCGCCUAUCGAGCGCCAUCACAAACAACAACAUAUUAUCUUUGUUUCAAUGACCGAACCAUGGAAAAUAAGUGUCGUAUUUUCUUGGAGUCUCAGGGUCUUCUGGACGUUGUAUGCUGCAAGAGUGAUGGGUGUAACGGCCCAGGUGGCGGUACUGGGGAUAUAGUCUACCCGAAAUCAACAUCAGAGCCAUCUAUAUCUAUUAAUUGCUAUUCGGGUGUCGAGGGCUCUGGAAUGCCUAUAAUUCCUACUGAAUGCUCAAACAGUGAUACAUGUAUCCGGUUCAUACAUCAGGGUCAGAAGCACUAUACAUGCGCAAAUUCUAUGUCCGUAGAUUGCCCCGAAUAUUACCAGGCAAUUGGUAGAACUGACGUCCAUUGUUGCAGCGAGGACAACUGCAAUGUACCCCAUGAUGGUACAGUUCCAGAAGGAAAUAGCAAACAAAAGUGCUACUCUGGUAGUUCUGAUGAUCUUCAGAAUCCUGUACGUGUGAUUGCAUGUAACAGUCUGACAGGAACACCCCUAGCUGAUGCAGACAGUUGUGUCAAGGGAAGGAGGGGUGAUACACUGUUCUAUGGAUGUGCCACCUCAACAGAAUGUCCAGAAAUGUUUUUACAAAUGGAAGCCACUGAUGUUGAAUGUUGCGCUGAAAAUAAUUGCAAUAUACCGCCCGACAUGACAACACAGACUUCUUAUAAAACAACUAAAAAUCCCGAAUAUGAAAUAAAAACUGAAAAACCUGAUAAUGGAUCAAAAGAUACAAGUUCGGCGACGAAUAUUCAACUGAUCUUUGGUGCAAAAACAUACACAAUCGUAUAA
Molecule: messenger RNA, 1891 nt
Organism: Owenia fusiformis
Lineage: Eukaryota; Metazoa; Annelida; Polychaeta; Sabellida; Oweniidae
Source: the annotation of a GenBank genome assembly